GUGGGUUCAUGGAAGGAACGGCAAACUGCCCGCUAUUGAUUGUUUUGGCUUGGGAGAUCUUGAUAUUAGUAUGGGUUUUGCAUUUGUUAAUUUGUUUUGAUAUCAUUUUCUGAGUUUAGUAUUUUUCCGGGUCAUUUUUUGACAUAACGCAACCAUUGCAAAACAUGUAGAUCAUGCAAGUCAUCCUUGCAGCACCGGCAUGUCGAUCUGAGCCAAAGCUGUGAUGAGGUCCGCCAAAGGAGGUUGGCGAAGAACACCUUUUUACUUGUUGGCAUCCGUGCUCAGCGGGCAGAUCCUAUGGCUCAAUCCCAUUCUUAAAGGGGGCGAGCGUCGAGGAGUAGCAGCCCAGGCCAAGAAAAAGAAGAGCAUAGAACCUGAGUUCAAGAUAACUCCUCGAGCAGAGGACUGGUCUUCAUGGUACCUUGAUGUUAUUGCAGCCGCAGAUCUCAUUGAUGAGUCACCUGUGCGAGGCUGCAAAAUACUGAAGCCAAAUGGUUUUGCUGUGUGGGAAGGUAUCCAACGGCUUCUAGAUCCCGAGAUAAAGGCUAUGGGCGUCCAGAAUGCCUACUUUCCUUUGCUGAUCCCUGUGAGCUUUUUGAGCAAAGAAGCUACGCAUGUGGAUGGAUUCGCAAAGGAGUGUGCCGUAGUGACCCAUCACCGACUGCGCAGUGUGCAGAAGAAGGCCGGUGAGGAAAGCGGAGCUUUGGUUGAGGUUGACCCGGAAAGCGAACUUACGGAUCCAUACGUUGU
Messenger RNA from Durusdinium trenchii, 750 nucleotides. Lineage: Eukaryota; Dinophyceae; Suessiales; Symbiodiniaceae. The record is from the annotation of a GenBank genome assembly.